Molecule: messenger RNA, 2280 nt
Organism: Cynocephalus volans (Philippine flying lemur)
Lineage: Eukaryota; Metazoa; Chordata; Mammalia; Dermoptera; Cynocephalidae
Gene: BANK1
Product: B cell scaffold protein with ankyrin repeats 1
Exons: 15
Coding region: 16-2280 (754 amino acids)
Biological process (GO): B cell activation; signal transduction; negative regulation of phosphatidylinositol 3-kinase/protein kinase B signal transduction
Molecular function (GO): signaling receptor binding; protein tyrosine kinase binding
Source: RefSeq, a predicted model, not a curated record
ACAAAAGACAUCAUAAUGAUAUAUGAAGAAGACGCUGAGGAAUGGGCUCAGUACCUGAGGGAAAUUUUAUUAUGUGUAGUGAAAAGGGAAGCAAUCCUAUUGUAUCGCUUGGAGAAUUUCUCUCUUCGGCAUUUGGAAUUGCUGAGAUUAAACUCUUACAAAUGUAAACUUUUGAUAUUAUCAAACAGCCUGCUUAAAGACCUAACUCCAAAGAAAUGUCAGUUUCUGGGAAAGACACUUCAUUCGCCAGAAAGUGUAGUUACUCUGCUUUGUGGGGUGAAGAGUUCAGAUCAGUUCUAUAAAUUACUAAAUAUCUCUGGAAGCAGAUGGGAGAUCUCAACUGAGCAGGAGCCUGAAGACUACAUCUCUGUAAUCAAGAGGAUUAUAUUCAGAGGUUCUGAAGACUACUUUGAGGUCAACAUUUCAAAAGACCUAAGAGUGAAACAUUCUGCAGAAAUAAGUGAGAGAAAGGAAACUGAAGAUUUAUCAGAAGCGUCAAGAAGCACCAUCCCACUGGCAAUGGUACUUCCUGCUGAAAUUCCAUGUGAGAAUCCUGGUGAAAUAUUCAUUAUUUUGAGAGACGAAGUAAUUGGUGAUAUUGUGGAGGUUGAAUUUACAUCAAAUAAUAAGCACAUUAGAACACGACCAACCCUUUGGAGUAAGAAAGUCUGGUGUAUGAAAGCUUUAGAUUUUCCUGCUGGCUCAGUCAAAGUCGAUAUCUACUGUGAUGGAGUCAUUAAGGCCACAACAGAGAUUAAAUACCAUGCAACAGCGAAGGCAAUGGAAUGCCUAUUCAGAAUGGCAGAUCCAGGAGAGGGUUUGUGCCAGAAUGACAUGGAAGAACUUGACGACAUUUUUACAUCCGUAUUCAAAUAUGAGAUACCAUAUUAUGAGUUUCAAUCUCUUCAAACUAAAAUCUACCCUCAAAAAGAAUAUGCUCAUUUCAAAGAACUUCCGACUCUUCUCCACUGUACAGCAAAAUUUGGCUUAAAGAAACUGGCUAUUCAUUUGCUUCAAUGUUCAGGAGCAACUUGGGCAUCUCAGAUGAAAAAUAUGGAGGGUUCAGACCCAGCACAUAUUGCUGAAAGGCAUGGUCAUAAAGAACUCAAAAAAAUCUUUGAAGACUUUUCAAUCCAAGAAAUUAGCAGAAAUAAUGAGCAAGAAAAUGACUAUGAAGAGCAUAUUAUCUCAUUUUCUACAAGUCCUCCCUCCGCACAGAACCCAGCAUUUCAUCAAGAAAGCGGAAAGUCGUUCAGGCAGAGUGCGGCUGGGGCUGAGGUGAACGCAGCCCCCGGGGAAGCGGAGGAGCGUGAGUCAGACGCGGAGGCCGAGCAUGACCCUCCCGAGGCCAGCAGUGGGAGCUCCGAGGACCCAUACGAUGACUUGUACGUGUUCAUUCCCGAAGCCCAUCCAGAAAAUGAUUCACCAGAGCCGCUCAUGAGCAGCAGACCCCCCCUCCUCCCACCGCGACCUAUAGCUGCCGCCUGCCAACUGGAAAAAUCUCACUUCACCUUACACGGCAAAAGGGCGGAAGGCUACAUGGAAAGAAGUAAAAACUGGUGUGAUCCUGGAGUGAGACAAGAACCAGGAGAUGAACUCAAAGGAGAAGAGAAGAAAGAAGAAGAAAAGGAGCAGGAGAAAGAGGAAGAUCCAUACACUUUUGCUGAGAUUGAUGACAGCGAUUAUGACAUGAUACUGGCCAACAUGAGUAUGAAGAAAAAAACUGGAAGUCGGUCUUUCAUUAUAAACAGACCUCCUGCCCCGACACCCCGACCCACAAGUAUCCCUCCCAAAGAGGAAACCACACCUUACAUAGCUCAAGUGUUCCAACAAAAGACAGCCAGAAGGCAAUCUGACAUUGACAAGUUCCAUGGUCCUCCUAAGAAACAAGACAGAGCUCGGCUGGAGAGUCCAGCCCUUUCUACUCCAAGAGGCUGUCUGGCCACUGGGCAGGAAGAACUCAUCCUCCUGCAGGAAAGAGUCAAGAAUGGGAAAAUGACUGUGGAUGAAGCCCUGGAGAAAUUUAAACACUGGCAGAUGGGAAAGAGUGGCCUAGAAAUGAUUCAGCAGGAAAAACUACGCCAACUACGAGACUGCAUUAUUGGAAAAAGGCCAGAAGAAGAAAAUGUCUGUGAUAAGCUCACCAUCGUGCACCAUCCAAGUGGUAAUGAAACUGCCCACAAUGAAAAUAUGUUUUAUAACAUACCCUUCAACAAUAAGUUUCCUGCUCGACUCCAAGUUGAAAAGGAAUUUGGUUUCUGCUUGAGGAAAGAUCAUUAA